UCCAAAAGUACUGCAGAUCAAAACUAAUCAAAUUCGGAACGUGAUCAUAGAAAUUAUGGCCAAAGAAGCGAACAUUACUAUUUCUUGUAAAUGGAGCAUGGAGGAACGAGAAAAGAUAUUAGCUACAGGAACGCUAGAACAAAAAAAAGAAGCCUUUAAAGAUGACGAAGAAUUAAUGAGGGAAACGACGAAAUUUGUAUGUGAAGUUAUACAAACAGCAACCACGGAAGCUUCGAAAAGAAAAGUGUACACUGAGAAAGGAGACAGCAGUGAAGGAAGUAGACUGAAGGGUGUCACCAGCAUCGCUGAUUGGAAUCAUCGUGCACGUGGGUUCUGCAGUCGAAUACUGAACGCGCUCUGUCCAUGCUUCACUAGCAAUGAAUUAUUCGCCUGGACACCGUACCGAUAUCGCUUCACGAGACCUUAAUCGUUUGCUGCCUCCCAGAAUUACUGUGUUUUGCCGAGCAACUGUUAAUCCGAUUCAUAAAAUAUUAAACAACACAAAUACUUGUGAGAAAUGCAAAAUAAUGUAAAUUAAUGAA
Molecule: messenger RNA, 542 nt
Organism: Eufriesea mexicana
Lineage: Eukaryota; Metazoa; Arthropoda; Insecta; Hymenoptera; Apidae
Exons: 4
Coding region: 56-427 (123 amino acids)
Source: RefSeq, a predicted model, not a curated record